This is a messenger RNA of Zea mays, 3835 nucleotides long. RefSeq names its product receptor-like protein 7. Gene Ontology annotation, molecular function: protein binding. Bases 37 to 3549 code for a protein of 1170 amino acids. The transcript is spliced from 2 exons. The record is from RefSeq and is a predicted model, not a curated record. NCBI's taxonomy places the organism in Eukaryota, Viridiplantae, Streptophyta, Magnoliopsida, Poales, Poaceae.
UUUUGCUUUCCUUCUGGAGUGCAAAGACAAUGAUGCAUGGCUCGUGCUAGUUAUCUCCUUCCCCUCUUCCUGAUACUGAUACACCACCUCCGCUCAUCACUAGCUUCAUCCACUUGGUAUGGUAACCUCACAGCUCCUUGGUGCCAUCCAGACCAUGCUGCAGCACUCCUCCAGCUCAAGCGAUCCUUUCUCUUCGACUACUCCACCACCACCCUUGCUUCAUGGGAAGCAGGCACGGACUGCUGCCUCUGGGAGGGUGUUGGAUGCGACAGUGUCUCCGGCCAUGUCACUGUUCUUGACCUCGGUGGCCGUGGCUUGUACAGCUACAGUCUUGACGGCGCGCUCUUCAACCUCACCUCACUCCAGCGACUCGACCUGAGCAAGAAUGACUUCGGUGGAUCCCCUAUUCCGGCGGCUGGCUUUGAGAGGCUUUCGGUACUCACACACCUCAACCUUUCUUACGCAGGUUUCUAUGGACACAUUCCGGUUGUAAUAGGCAAACUCCCGAGUCUCAUAUCGCUGGAUAUUUCUUCAAUCCAUAACAUUGAUGGUGCUGAAAUAGACACAUUGUAUAAUCUUUUUGACAGCUAUAACCUUUUGGUCCUACAAGAACCAAGUUUCGAGACACUAUUGUCAAACCUCACAAAUCUGAGAGAGCUCUACCUUGAUGGCGUGGACAUAAGUAGUAGUGGCAGAGAAGAUUGGGGCAGAACUCUUGGAAAAUACGUUCCUCAUCUUCAGGUUCUUAGCAUGGAGGAAUGCAGGCUUGUUGGUCCUAUCCAUCGACAUUUUCUACGUCUCCGCUCUAUCGAAGUGAUUAAUCUAAAAAUGAAUGGAAUUUCCGGCGUGGUUCCAGAAUUCUUUGCAGAUUUUCUCAAUUUAAGAGUUCUUCAACUCAGCUUUAAUAACUUGAGAGGCACCUUUCCACCGAAAAUCUUUCAACUGAAGAAUCUGGCAGUAUUGGAUGUGUCAAAUAACGAUCAACUCUCGGGGCUUAUUCCAAAAUUUCUCCAUGGGAGCUCGCUGGAAACUUUGAAUCUACAGGAUACACAUUUCUCUGGUGUCACUCUGAGCUACUUGGGCAAUCUCACAUCUUUGACAGACCUGGGAAUAGAUGGAAGAUCAAUUUCUAUGGAACCUCCCUAUUUUUUCGUAGACAAGAUGGACCAUGUUAGUACCUUGCGACUCUCUUCGGUAAAUUUUUCAAGGGAGGCUAGGUCAAAUUUCUCAUGGAUUGGUGAUCUCCAGAGCUUGAAAACAUUGAAAAUUUCUGAUUGCUACUCUACCAAGACAAUGCCCUCCUGGAUUGGAAACCUAACCAGUUUGAGAAGCUUGGAUAUCAGGUAUUGUGGUUCCAUAGGGCCAAUUCCACAGUUAAUUGGCAACCUUACGACAUUGGAAUAUUUGACAAUCUCUGAUUGUGCUUUUACUGGUCAAUUACUCUCUUCAGUUGGCAAUCUAGAAAACUUAAGAUUCCUGCAAAUAUCCUAUAACCAUCAAGGUUUAUCUGGCCCUAUAACACCGACAAUUGGACAUCUCAACAAGUUGACAGUAUUAAUACUUCGAGGUUGCAGCUUCUCUGGGAGAAUACCAAAUACAAUCGCCAACAUGACUAAACUGAUUUUUGUGGACCUUUCACAGAAUGACCUCGUCGGGGGCGUACCGACAUUUCUAUUCACUUUACCAUCAUUAUUACAAUUGGAUCUUUCAUCGAAUCAACUCUCUGGACCUAUACAAGAGUUCCAUACACUAUCUUCGUGCAUCGAAGUUGUUACUUUAAAUGAUAAUAAAAUCAGCGGAAAUAUUCCUUCAGCACUCUUCCACCUCAUAAAUUUGGUUAUUUUGGAUCUUAGCUCAAAUAACAUAACAGGUUUUGUAGACCUUGAUGAUUUUUGGAAACUACGGAAGCUCGCUCAAAUGAGUUUAUCCAACAACAAGCUGUAUAUCAAGGAGGGAAAAAGAAGUAACUCCACAUUCCGGUUAUUACCAAAGCUCACUGAAUUAGAUCUGAAAUCAUGUGGCUUAACUGAAAUUCCUAGUUUCUUGGUACACCUUGAUCAUAUCACUAUAUUGGACCUUUCUUGCAACAAGAUACUUGGGACUAUUCCAAAUUGGAUAUGGCACACAUGGGACCAUAGCCUUAGGAAUUUGAAUCUUUCAAACAACGCAUUCACAAAUUUGCAGCUCACUUCAUAUAUUCUCCCUAAUAGUCAUUUGGAAUUUCUUGAUUUGAGUUCCAACAGAAUCCAGGGUCAAAUCCCGAUUCCGAACAUGUUGACAAUGGAAAGCAAUUAUGAACAAGUCUUGGAUUAUUCAAAUAACAGUUUCACAUCUGUUAUGUUAAACUUCACUUUGUAUCUUAGCCAAACUGUGUAUCUCAAGCUAUCCGACAAUAACAUAGCAGGCUACAUACCACCCACACUUUGCAAUUUAACUUAUCUUAAAGUCCUUGACCUGGCAAAUAACGACUUCAGAGGGAAGGUUCCAUCUUGCCUGAUAGAAGAUGGCAACUUAAAUAUAUUGAAUUUGAGGGGGAAUCGCUUCGAAGGAGAGUUGACUUAUAAAAAUUAUAGUAGCCAAUGUGAUCUGCGGACAAUAGAUAUAAAUGGAAAUAACAUUCAAGGACAGCUGCCUAAAGCUCUUUCUCAAUGCACUGAUUUGGAGGUUCUUGACGUUGGAUACAAUAACAUUGUAGAUGUUUUCCCAUCUUGGCUUGGCAACCUUUCCAAUCUUCGUGUCCUUGUAUUAAGGUCCAAUCAAUUCUAUGGCACACUAGAUGACCCUUUCACAAGUGGAAAUUUCCAGGGGUACUUCUUGGGGAUACAAAUAAUUGAUAUUGCCUUGAACAAUUUCUCUGGCUAUGUGAAACCACAAUGGUUCAAGAUGUUUAAAUCUAUGAGGGAGAAGAAUAAUAACACUGGACAGAUCCUGGGUCAUUCUGCAUCCAACCAAUAUUACCAAGAUACUGUUGCAAUAACAGUUAAGGGGAAUUACGUCUCAAUUGAUAGGAUUUUGACAGCCUUAACUGCAAUGGACUUAUCAAAUAAUAAACUCAAUGGUACUAUUCCAGAUUUGGUCGGAAACCUUGUUAUACUACAUUUAUUGAAUAUGUCACACAACGCCUUCACAGGAAAUAUUCCACUCCAAUUAGGCAGGAUGAGCCAGCUGGAAUCACUGGACCUGUCAUGGAACUACCUUUCCGGGGAGAUACCACAAGAACUAACAAAUCUCACAUUUCUUGAGACCCUAGAUUUGUCUAACAACAAUUUGGCAGGGAUGAUUCCACAAUCACGCCAAUUUGGAACAUUUGAGAACAGUUCAUUUGAAGGUAACAUAGGCCUCUGUGGAGCACCCUUAAGCAGACAAUGUGCCAGUUCACCUCAGCCAAAUGACCUGAAACAAAAAAUGUCGCAAGAUCAUGUCGAUAUAACUCUAUAUAUGUUCAUUGGAUUAGGAUUUGGACUUGGAUUUGCUGUUGCUAUUCUUGUCAUGCAGGUUCCACUUGGCAAAUUCUAUAGAACUAUAAGCAUUUUGCGAAACUUAUCCUAGGUCACAAGGGAUCAAUAUCUGCACAGUUCGCAUGUAUGUAAUACUGGAAAGGAGAAUGACACUUAGAUGGAUGUGUCAUGUGUGAUUGUGAUUAUUCAUCUCUAUAUUCUAGCGAUACUUGUAAAGUAUGUCAUGCUGCAUUUUUUAAGAUAUUGUUUUGGUGUAAUAAAAAGUAAAUUGAUCAUAAUCAUCUCUAUAUUCUGUUGAUAUAUGUAAAGCAUGUUAUGCUGCAUUUUUAAGAUAUUAUUUUGGUAUAUAUUAAUAAGAAGUGAAUUGAUCCGGUUUA